AUGGCGGCAGAACCAAGUCCGACACGACGACGAGGCGUCGCCCAUGAUGCCUCGGAAGAAACGCCUCUUCUGCAAGGCGAUCGCUGCUCAAUCCUAACCUCAUCGACCUCAUCUUCCGGCCAAUUGGAAAAUGACUCGGCAACACCUCGCUCCGAUCCAGCCAGUCUGGGGAAGCCGCUGCCCAAGGUCCAAAUUGCCUUGCUGUGUUACGCGCGGAUGAUGGAGCCUAUUGCAUUCUUCUCCAUCUUUCCCUUUAUCGCGCAAAUGGUGAAGCGCAAUGGCAAUCUUACCGACUCCGAUGUUGGAUUCUACAGCGGCCUCAUCGAAUCCAUCUUUUCGGCAACCCAGACCGUCGUUCUCAUAUUCUGGGGCCGACUUGCAGACAAAGUAGGCCGCAAACCCAUGUUGAUCUGCAGCCUCUGUGGCCUGACCAUUGGACCGAUACUGUUCGGAGUCGCUACAACCAUUGGAGAGAUGAUUCUGUUCAGGAGUCUCGCUGGCGUGUUUUCGGGGUCGAGCUUGAUUCUCCGGACCAUGGUUGGCGACCACAGCACGUCCGAGACCCAGGCCGUUGCGUUUAGCUGGUUCGCAUUUGCAGGCAAUAUGGGCAUCUUUCUUGGUCCAAUUAUUGGCGGUGCUCUGGCAGAUCCUGCGAACCAAUACCCGAGUCUAUUCGCCGGCAUCGCCUUUUUUGAAAACUACCCAUAUGCCCUUCCAGGUCUCGUUGUUGGCGCUAUUAGCGUUACCGCCGCUCUGACUUCGAUGCUCUUCCUCGAGGAGACUUUGAACAGAAACGAGACCACUUUCCCGGUUUUGAAUGGCAACUCGGGAGGAGACGAUGCCUCCAAUAUGACGAUUUGCCAACUUGUCAAAGCGCCAGGGGUCAGUACCGUGCUCUGGAUUUAUGGCCACGUCAUGUUUCUUGCCUUUGCCUUUACCGCAAUUCUCCCGAUCGAGCUUUUCACUCCCAUUGGCAUUGGAGGUCUGGGAUUCUCAGCCAUGCAGAUCUCGAUAUACUUGGCUGCGCAGGGUGCUAGUCAGGCAAUCUGGCUAUUAUUUGCCUUCCCAUUUCUGCAGCACCGCCUAGGUACCAAGGGUGUUCUGCAAACGUGUGCUAUUGCGUACCCGUUGUUCUUCGCAGGGUACAUUGUCAUGAAUCUCCUGCUUCGGGACGGUGGUCAGGCUGCUAUGGUUUGGUUUUGGAUACUCGGCUCCGUGGUCGCGUUCGUCGGUCCCGGCGUAUCCAUGGCCUUCACUGGAGUGCAACUAGCACUGAAUGACGUUUCUCCAGCGUCUCAACAACUCGGGACACUCAAUGGCAUCGCUUUGACGUGUACUAGUGCCGUUCGUUCCGUCGUGCCUGGCGUCGCUACUGCGGUCUAUGCUGUCGGAGUUCGUCAUCAGAUUAUAUGGGGCCAGCUUGCUUGGGUCAUUCUCAUUCCUAUAUCGACGGCGUUGACAAUUUGUUUGAGGUGGUUACGCAAUGAUGCGUCAUGA
Metarhizium album ARSEF 1941 is the source of this 1497-nucleotide messenger RNA. Its product is annotated as Major facilitator superfamily domain, general substrate transporter. Gene Ontology annotation, molecular function: transmembrane transporter activity. Bases 1 to 1497 code for a protein of 498 amino acids. NCBI's taxonomy places the organism in Eukaryota, Fungi, Ascomycota, Sordariomycetes, Hypocreales, Clavicipitaceae. The transcript has a single exon. Gene Ontology annotation, biological process: transmembrane transport. The record is from RefSeq and is a predicted model, not a curated record.